Molecule: messenger RNA, 1861 nt
Organism: Drosophila teissieri
Lineage: Eukaryota; Metazoa; Arthropoda; Insecta; Diptera; Drosophilidae
Gene: GNBP1
Product: gram-negative bacteria-binding protein 1
Exons: 4
Coding region: 299-1774 (491 amino acids)
Biological process (GO): carbohydrate metabolic process
Molecular function (GO): hydrolase activity, hydrolyzing O-glycosyl compounds; carbohydrate binding
Source: RefSeq, a predicted model, not a curated record
GCUCUCAUUCGAACGUGGAUCACUAAGGGGCUACGUUAGAACCUAUUUUUUGGGGUCUACGGGAUGUUUAAAAAAUGCCCAAGUCCCAGAGCAGCCAGAUCGCAGCCGGAGCUGAUAUCAAUGUGGACUCGCAUACGCCGAAUCGCGAUUGUCCGGACCAACUUAAAGUAAACAUAUAGUAAUAAUCGCUCCUCACCAGCGACAGAAACCGGUCUGCCAGUGAGGUAGACACAGACACACAGAUUGAGUCAGAGGCUUCGGAUUCUUGGGGCAAAAGUGCUGAGAUCGAGGAUUCAAAAUGUCAGGACUGUGCAUUGGAAUACUGCUCAUUGGUUUUGCAUGCACCACUGGCUACAAGAUUCCCACACCGACUGUGGAGCUCCUGGAGAAUGGAUUUCGUGUUUCUAUUCCGGAUGAAGAAGGCGUGAAAGUGGUGGCCUUUAAUGCGAAUCGCAAUCGGAAUUUCACAUCCUUCAUCAACGAGGGACAGUACAACGUGCGGUUGACUGAGCCCCAGAAUGGCAGGUGGACGAGCGACUUUAGUUCGGUUCCCCUGAGAGCCCAGGAUAUUCUAUACCUCUGGACAAGUGUGCAGCACCAGAGGGCUGUGUACCAGGAUCUGGCGCAGCCCUUGCCAGUGUGCAAUCUUGGCGGAGACUAUCGACCCAAGGGAUGUACGCCCGGUGAGGAUGACUUCACGGAUGACAACCAGAUAAGUACUGAAGGCAGUGUCUUGGAGCCCACCGCUCCCGCCGUUUGUGAACCUUCUGAAACCCAGGUUUCGCCGCAAACUGGCGUUUCCAUAUGUAAGGGACAACUUCUGUUUGAGGAGACCUUUGACCAGUUGAAUGAAUCCCUGUGGAUCCAUGAUGUUCGCGUGCCCCUGGACUCCAAGGAUGCAGAGUUUGUCCUGUACGAUGGGAAGGCCAAAGUUCACGAUGGCAACCUGGUUAUUGAGCCGCUUCUUUGGUCCAGCUAUCGCCCGGAUCUGUCCAUAGCCAAUUCCAGACUCGAUCUCUCGGAGCGUUGUACCGGAACCCACAACAGAAUCAAGGAAUGCAUCCUGCAUUCCACGGGCAGUGGACCCAGUGGAAUAAUGCCCCCGAUUGUGACACCUCGGGUCAGCACCAAGGACACCUUUGCCUUUCAAUACGGACGCGUUGAGAUCCGGGCCAAGCUGCCGAAGGGAGAUUGGAUAGUACCCCUCCUACUACUGGAACCCCUUACCGAAUGGUACGGACAAUCGGGCUACGAGUCCGGCCAGUUGCGAGUGGCCUUGGCCAGAGGUAACUCCGUCCUGAGGAUGCCGCGCGGAAAGCUCGUAGACGGUAGAUCUCUGUACGCAGGACCCGUUCUCUCCACGGAUGCCCACCAAAGGGAGGACUUGUGGCUGAGCAAGCGAAAGAUAUCCCACUUCGGCGAUGACUUUCACACCUACAGCUUAGACUGGAGCAGCAAUCGACUGGUGUUCGCCGUGGAUGGACAGGUCUAUGGAGAGAUGCUAAAUGGUUACACUGAGCUGGACGAGAAUCCCAGGUGGAAGCAGGGUGGUCCAAUGGCCCCAUUCGAUAGAAUGUUUUACAUUUCGUUGGGCAUCUCUGUGGGCGGAUUUGGUGACUUUGUGGACCAUCUUCGCACCGCCACUUAUGAGAAGCCUUGGGCCAACUACCAUCCCCAGGCGAAGCUGCAGUUCCACCAGGCCCAGGACCAGUGGCUACCCACAUGGAAGCAGCCCGACUUAAAGAUCGAUUACGUUCGAGUCUUCGCCAACUGAUAGCUAAAAUAUAUAUGUAGAUGUUUAUAUAAUUACAUACGUUCCGGUGAAAAUCUUAUCGCGAAUAAAGCUCCGAGAGAAACUCAG